UAUCGAUUAAGUUGCUUUUUUCUUGGGAAUUUAAUUAAAUGAUAAAAAUGACACAUCCAUGAACUCGUAGUUUCAAUUGCACCUGUUUACAUUUCUGUUGUUUUUUCCCGGCUUUCCGUUUGAUAAUGCAAUCACUUUUUACUACAAAGACGCGGAUGUUCACAAUGACUACACGCAAUUCGAAUUAAUAACAUGUUCUCUAGUGAAGAAUCUGUUGGACUGCAAUGCAUUUUCUAUGUAUUUUAUGUGAAUCGAGAGGUCCUUUAACCACGCGCCGAUGUAUACGUGUUUCGAAAAAAUAAAGUGCUGUUUAGUAAAGAUUCUUUUGAUUUCUAAUGCGUUUCUAUGGAUUUUAUGUGAAUCGAGACAGCUUUUAGGAAUUGGUACAAGACUGGCAUCCAGUGAUGAUGGCGAAUACAUUCACACUUACUCAUCAUGGAAAACAGCUGGAGUUAACGCAGGAAAUAACAACAUGGAUAACGAUUUUCGCCCUGGAAAUCAUUUCAUUCCUUUUCAAAUAUGGGUUACGAUUAUGAUCAGCCUUUUCGUCUUCAUUUUAAUGUUAUGUUAUUGCUGUAUUGCCUGGGAAAUGCGUCGGAGACGUCUGUGGAGCAACGUGGAUGUUAACCCCUCUCAAACUGUAGGCCCGUGGAGCAACAUGACUCCGUAUCCUUCUCAGCCUGCAGGGCAAUGGAGCAACGUAAAUGCGAAUCCUUCUCGACCUCAAGGCUUAUGGGGCAAUGUAAAUGCGAAUCCAUCUCGUCCUGUAGAUCAGUGGAACAACAUGACUGCGAAUCCAUCUCGUCCUGUAGAUCAGUGGAACAACAUGACUGCGAAUCCGUCUCAGCCUGUAGGCUUGUGGAGUAACAUGAAUCCGAAUCCCUCUCGACCUGUAAUGCCAGUAGCUCCUCCAGGGCUUCAAGAAAACUUCCGAACACUUGUUGACGGUAAUGAUGGCCGAAUGCCUAUUGGUGGCAGUGAUGUUCCUCCCGAGUACUCAGCAGUUGUUACAUCGCAAGAGACCAUGAUGGCAAUCGCUAGUGAUAACAGUCAUCGAUAUCCAAGAGUGGUUGGUGGAAGGAAAGCGGAAUCACCUCCCCCAGAUUAUAUGACAGUGGCACCUUUCAAGUGAAGCUAGUUUUUAUCCAUAGAAUUGGCAACUGCUUAUUAUGAAUGGCCUAGCAAACGUAAAUGGCUUGCUUUUACGCACCGUAAUGCUUAUGGCUGUUCGUUUCCUUAGUGAUACUUAGUAUUUAAAAGUGAUACCAAAGGAUUUUGGACUCAUGAACCUCACUGGAUUGGUGAAGGUUUCAAUGGCGUAGCAAGGGUAAUUGUUAUCCAGAUCACUAUUCUUGCGGGCCAAAAUACAUGGAUGUCUAAUCUUAUAGGUCAAAAUGCCCAUAAACUUAAAGUAUUCCUAAUGUCAUUUAAAAUUGACAAAAAUGCACUUAAGUUUUUGAAUGAAUUUGAUACUCGGGAUAUUUACACUCUUUUGCCUUCAGUUGCACUGGCACUGUUUUUUAAUGUGAUUUUUUAUUGGAUGAAGGAUUUAAGUCCUAAAUUGUAUUAAAUAUUGUAUUAUAUAUCUCAUGUUAUGUAUUUUACAUUGAAAGCUUUGACUCUUAAAAAUUGAUGGUGAAAAUCCGAGAUUAUUUAAAAACAACAAGCCAAUUGCCAGAGUGAUAUGUAUUUGAAAAUGAAGUUAUUUUUAUAGAUAAUCAAAUUCAAAGUAUUUAAUAAAAGUAAAUAUUAAAAAUAUAAAGUUAUUUUUUAUAGAUAAUUCAAGUAAAGUAACAAUCACAAAAGCAUUUGAAAUAUGAUAAAUUGGUUGAUUUUAACUGAGGCCUAAAUUCAAGAAAUAAAGAAAAAAAAAAAUCCUGCUAUUUUCUAGUCUAAGAAGGAAGGAUAUAAGUCAAGAAUACUUCCUAUUUUAUUGCUGAUAUAUUUGUUUGGAAAUCAGUGCAUCUAUUGCCAAUCCAGUUAAGCUUUUCUGAAAAAUACCAUUCAUAUUGAGUAAUUCAGAGUUAAGAAACAUUCAAUUGAAUUUCAAAAUUGAAGCAACCAUCUUUGUAAAUUAAACAAAAAUACAUGACUAAAAAUUCAUUUAAAAUUAUUUGAAAAUUGUUCUUAAUAAUGGGCAAUCUAGGCCCUAUUAAAAUUCCAUAAAAUUUUAAAAUAAAUUAUGCAUUUUUUAAAAUUAUAGAUUGUUGUUUUUCUCUAUGUCUUUGCAAUCAGCUGUUGUUGUUCGUAAGCGCAUUUAUAUAUAUUUAAAAGGAUCUAAGCUACUAGGAACCUUUUGCUCGAUGUAGAUUUUGAAAGUUAUUUUAGAAAAACUGGGAAAAAAUUUGAAAACGUUUUUAAAUGCUAAAUCAGAAAUGCUUGAUAUUAAAUCAAAAAAAUAUCCAGGUCCUAAAAUUCAUAUUACUUUAAAAGUGUUCUUUUCUCAAAUGAAUUACUAUUGAUUUGGUUUUGUUUGGUGGACUACAUUCAUUUCGGAAUUCUUUUAAAUAAUGAAUCCGAAAUUUAUGAAAUAGUAAUUGGUUCGUAGCUUAUAGCUGCAUUAGUUUAUACUAUAAAAUAUUCAUUCUUAAUUUGUCAGGAUAUAUUGUUCUUUUCCAAAUUGUAUGAGAUCAAUUACAAGAUGCAUUUAAGUCAAAGUAUAUUUUAUCUUUUAUCAUGCCAAUGAAAUCAAGUUCAAUUAUUUCAGAAUUAUUUUUGACUAGUCAUCUUGACUUUAAAUAUUAUCAAUAAAAUAUUGUUCAGAAUGUUUACAUGAAUUAAGAGUUUACAACGCUGUUGCUUUAUGAAGUACAGUAAACUUUCGAUUAUCUGAGAAGUUGCUGGUUCGACAACCGAAGAUAUUUCUCAACAGGUCUAAAAAGAGCACACAUCAAAACGAAAAUGCUUUUGACUACUUUUUAAUUACAAUAGUGGAUUUACAUGUAAAAUUAUGAAUUACAGAAUAAAAACAGGUAUAUACAAAU
Argiope bruennichi is the source of this 2984-nucleotide messenger RNA. RefSeq lists its product as uncharacterized. Bases 278 to 1132 code for a protein of 284 amino acids. NCBI's taxonomy places the organism in Eukaryota, Metazoa, Arthropoda, Arachnida, Araneae, Araneidae. The transcript is spliced from 2 exons. The record is from RefSeq and is a predicted model, not a curated record.